Molecule: messenger RNA, 1758 nt
Organism: Aspergillus campestris IBT 28561
Lineage: Eukaryota; Fungi; Ascomycota; Eurotiomycetes; Eurotiales; Aspergillaceae
Exons: 2
Coding region: 55-1416 (453 amino acids)
Source: RefSeq, a predicted model, not a curated record
CAUCUCUCCCCUGGGCUGUCGACCACCCCUUUUGAGGUCGGACUCCAUGCGGUCAUGAGUUCCCUGUCCAGUCUGUCGCUGGCGGGGCCUGGAGCACCGGAAAACUCCAGCAGGCGUAGACUACUCCUCGUGUACAUCCAUGGUUUCAUGGGCUCAGAAGCCAGUUUUCAGGACCUCCCAGCGCACGUCCAUCAUUUGUUGACCGGUUUGUUGAGCGAGUCCCACGUGGUCUACACCCGCAUAUAUCCGCGGUAUAAGUCUCAUGGCGAGAUCCAAACCGCCGUGGCCCAGUUCAGCGCCUGGCUGUCACCCCACGAGGCGGACGAUCUGGAUGUCAUUCUACUAGGACACAGUCUCGGUGGGAUCCUAGCCACCGACGUUGCGCUUCUGCAAAAGCAUCGGAUUUUGGGGCUGGUGAACUUCGACGUUCCCCUUCUGGGGAUCCACCCCCGCGUCAUUCCAACCGGCGCUAGUGGCUCCAUCCCCAAAAAAGGUCCAGCAUUUGACGAUAAACUCGCAGGCGAGGAAGAAUGCCUGGGUUUGAAACCGGCCGCUAACCCAGUCCCAUCCAACCCUAACUUUGACCCCCCGUUCCGGAACGAUGUACGCCUGGUGGAGCGUGGCUUCCUCAAGGGUAUGAUGCAUUUUGUCAACAAGAACACCGACAAUCUAUCGCGUUCGAUUGUUGACCGUCUUGUGUCGCCGUUGAGAUUUGCGAAUUGCGUCAACAACUACUCUGAACUUCGUCGGCGAUACCGACAGUUAAGAGAGCUGGAGGCUGCGGAGUACAGCCCUCGGAGGGUUCGAUUUGUCAACUACUACACAGCGAGCACUGGUCGCGUCUCACAUAAGACCAAAACGAAAUCAGCAACGGAACCCGAAGGCCUUGACCAGACCAGAGAGUUGACAACAACCCCGCCCCAAGUUGGGACACCGAGUGUUCCCGGUGACGUUGAAGCUGCUACCUCCACGAUGAGCAGCCUGAACCUCGAAGAACACAAUUUGAACACAGUGCCCCAUUCUCCCCUGGCUCCCGAAGACGGCAGCUGUAGAAGGGACUCUUCGACUAUCGAUCUCACCAGCGUUGCAUCGUUUACCUCAGUCGAUCAGAAGAGCAGCCAGGCCCUUACAGAAAGCGUGUCCCUCUCGACGUCAGCCUCUUCCCCCAGCUUGGAUCCCUCGAGACAGAAACUCCGGAAGUUUAUCCUCUUGCCUUCCCAUCACUGGAGGCACGACGACAACGCUCAUUGGACGCCCGUGCUUAUGGAGGACAUGGACGAAGUGUUGGCGCAUCAGUCUAUGUUUAUCCCGCGAGGCGCAAACUACGACUACCUCGUUGGGGAUAGCGUGGGUCUGAUCGAGCAAUGGGUGCAGAGCGACCUUAGUCGGCGGUUGCUCGAGGAAAGUCUUGACUAGCGAGACUGCGGCCAUGAACCGACGUGGGUGGCUUGAUUAGACCGUUGAUCCCUCGGGCUAACUAUUAAUACCUUGUCACGCUUGUAGAUGAGAUGUCACAGCACGUUCGCGAAUUCUGCCCCGUUUGCUGCUCUUGACCCGAAUGAGUGUUAGCCAGUUAUAAAUAUAGACUGAUGCCAUUCAAUACAUCUUUUGGCUUUGCCACUAUCGGGGCGAAGAGGGGCAUGAACCAACUGAAGAACCAUCAGACUACUACCUAGCCAGGAGCGACGAACCAGUAAAAACACACGUAGUAAGAGUUAGGUUUUUGGUGGCGCCUUGGCCCGGCACCAUAGAUCAAUG